Thecamonas trahens ATCC 50062 is the source of this 721-nucleotide messenger RNA. RefSeq lists its product as uncharacterized. Bases 26 to 427 code for a protein of 133 amino acids. Gene Ontology annotation, cellular component: TIM23 mitochondrial import inner membrane translocase complex. The transcript has 2 exons. NCBI's taxonomy places the organism in Eukaryota, Apusomonadida, Apusomonadidae. The record is from RefSeq and is a predicted model, not a curated record. Gene Ontology annotation, biological process: protein insertion into mitochondrial inner membrane; protein import into mitochondrial matrix.
CUCCCCAACCUCCCAUCCGUCUGCCAUGGCUUCCGACCCGUACUCUGACGCCGCCCUCGCCCAGCACCAGGGCUUUCAGUACGAGCGCUACGAGCCCGUCCAGCAGGGUCCGUCCUGCCCCACGCAAGCUAUGUACGGUGCCAUGAUGGGUGGUGCGGUCGGCGUCUCCUUUGGCGUCCUCUUUGGUGGCUACACUGCCUUUGCCAACCGCAUGGGCAUGGGCGACUUUGUCCGUUUUGUGGGCAAGGCUGCUGCUGGCUCUGGCUCCACCUUUGCCGUCUUUAUGGCCGUUGGUGCCUUUGUCCGCUGUGAAGAGGAGCGCAUCGCCAACGAUGCUGCUUGGAGCCACCACGCUGCUCGCGUUGCCGACGCCAUCGACGUCAUCACCGCUCUCCGCACUCCCGACGCCGCACGCAUCAUGCUCUAGGUCGGCGCACUUCCUGUGGCUGCCGCUGCCGGCAUCCUCUUUGCCUGUACGCCAGCCAACUUGCCGGGCUUGUGGCUAGACGCUGUGUCUGGCCCCGCUUCGCUCUGCUUUCUGCCACGCCGUCCCGUCGCCGCACCCGAGCGCCCUGUUCAUGUCCUCCCGUGCCGACCUUGUUUGCGCGCAUCCUGUCGGACCGUGCCCCGCGUACGUCGUGGACUCGCCACCCGCCGCGCGGUUACCUGCUGCGCGAUUGUCGACCGCGCCGAUGCCUGCCGGACAAUUACACACCCCCUU